Molecule: messenger RNA, 2589 nt
Organism: Anneissia japonica
Lineage: Eukaryota; Metazoa; Echinodermata; Crinoidea; Comatulida; Comatulidae
Exons: 2
Coding region: 1479-2105 (208 amino acids)
Cellular component (GO): extracellular region
Molecular function (GO): cytokine activity
Source: RefSeq, a predicted model, not a curated record
AGGGCCCGGUCGGGCAGAUCCGUCUCCCCAUCCCGCUGGAAAAAAAAACACAAUUUGUCGGGGAGAAAACAACAUAUUGAACCUCCCCCACCCCCUAGUUGGGGACCUCAGACCACCCCACUCCGUCGGGCAUGCGCCACCCCUGAAUGGAUUUAACUUUGUAGAUAUUUUGUUAAAAUAAUUAUCAUAAAAUAAUGGCUUAGUCACAAACAGUAAUGGCUAUGAGAAUAAUCGACUACACGAGCUAAUAUGAAUGGCCAUGGACACGAGUAAACACUAAAAAAAUAAUAUACACAAGAGUAACGAACAAACAAGUACACGAAUGAGUAAACGAUCAAAGGCGUGUAAACAAACAAAUUACUUUUUCAACAAUGAAUUCAGCAAUAAAGCGCUAAAAGCCAGCUUCCUAUAGCUAACUAUUUUACGUUAUACGGUACAGUUUGGUGUACAAAAUAUUAUUGUGUAGAACCAUAAACACGUAUUUUAUCGAUUCCUGAUGAUGACAUAAUUAAUGUCGAAAUAUUUAAUCCCGACACGAUGACGUGCAUUUCGAUAAUUGGGGUAUGUAUUAUACUAUCUUUUCUGAGAUUAAUCAUUGGACCUUUCGGUUAUUUAGAAUUUAGUAUCGCAACUAAAUAACGUCUGAACGACAUAUAAUAGUGUCGUUUAUAUUCUUCAACACCGAGCGCAUUUUUUUAUCGUGUCGUUGUCGUGUCGUUAUCGUGUCUAGUGUAAGUGUAGCUUUAACGUUGCUGUCAACGUUGCGUCAUCGCUUUUUCUUUGUGACAUACGUUUUCGAGCUAUUCAGUAAAAUUAAAUUUUUUUGUCAGUAUUUAUUUAUUGAUAUAAAAAAAAACCACUCAGAUGACAACAAAGAAAUGUUAAAAAAUAUCUGAAUUUACAAUAUAAACGGAAGAAAAAUACAAGACAUCAGACGAAAUAAAUGUAUGCCUAAACUAAAACAUUAACAUUAAAAAAAGAUUAUAAAUAUGACUUAGUGCAACCGCUAGAAAAUGGCCGCCUGGAAUUAACCAUUUCACUAAGCCCCGCCCCUUGGAUAUUGUUGCCAAGGUCUCACAAAACGACAGUGUAAAAAUAUCAGGGUUGAAUAUAAAAAUUCCUCUAUGAAAAACACGUGUGUUUGCAGGACGUACGCGCGCGUAUUCCAUGUUAUUGUUCUGAUUGGUCAUUGUUAAGUGUGAUUGACACUCCGAAGAAGUCCACUGAAUAUAUAGUAUUGAUUUUAAGUCCGACAUAACUAAAUAUCCGUGUCAUGACAAAUUUAAGUUUCACAUGCAAAGCGCGAAAAUAAUUGUGAUCUCAUGACACAGAGUAACAUGCCUAAAAAUAAACCUGGAAAAAUGAAGGCUCUGUUUGCUAUUAUUAGGCUUAAGAGGAUCCAAGUAUACCAUUUAUUCCAGCGGCUCUAAGAUUUUAAAAUAAUAGCAAUUUCCGAUUUGAACACUAAACAUCUGAUAAUGAAGAAAGACAAAAUGCAUUCUACAUUCAACAGUAUUUUAGGCGCCGUGUUUGUAUUUCUGUCAGCAACAUCUUGUGGCGGGAGUCCGGUCUUGAGGACGAGGCACUCAUCGAUGUCGUCUGAUCAACACGACGGGCCAUUCAGCAGAUGCUCCAACACAUCGUCGUUAACUUAUCCACAACUGUAUUAUCCUGCGACAAAUACUGUUCCUGUGCAUGCGUUUGAUACGAGUCUACUUUCUCAAACUAACUACAAUACGGAGAGCGAGAUCCCACACAAAGAAUGUCCGUACAAGGUGCCAACUGACUAUAGUUUAUCUGAGUCUGGUCUUUGUCCGUUUGACUUCUAUGAAGACUAUCAAGCUGAUCGUAUUCCAGCCAAAAUCAUGAAAGUAAGGUGCCGACCCACUUGUACCACCUGCAUCGACCCGUUCGACAACACGCAGACGUCGACGUUGGCAUGUAAAGAAGUCAUGUACACAAUGAAAGCCAUGAGGAAAGUUGGCUGUGAGGGCAGUAUUGUUCAAUUCGAACAGUACGAUGAAAUCAUUCCUGUUGCCUGUAUUUGCCAAAGAACUGUGAGGCCGUCGACCAACCCGGGUCCAGGUGGCCUACCACCAAUGUAAAUGAUCGUGUUAUGUCUAUCAUAAAGGUAAUUAAGAAAAUGAUGCAAUCUUUCAUAUUUCUUAUCAGUUCUAUAAUCCGUUGAUGACUAACACUGUCCCAACCAAGUUAUUAUUUCCGGGUCUAUAAUUAGAGUAUUUAUUGAAAUGCACAUAAAAACUAUGCAUUUUUUAUAGGCCUACAUGGUUUUCUUAAAUGGCUAACGACCAUGAUACUAUGUAUGUUAAACAUGCUAUCAUUGAUUAUAAUGAUCUCAAUGGAUAUUUAAAAUAUUUAAUUAAUUAAUGUCAGUGACGUAUUUAUAGAAGGGCGCACCCCCCCCCACAAAAAACAUUACUCGCCCCCACACCUUCGCGCUCCCCAUCAGCCCCUCUCCCAAUUCAAGACUUCUAGAUACGCCAAUGAUUAAUGUAAUAUUCUUAUUCUUUUUAUAUGAACUGUAUUUAGGUCUACCUUAUAACGCUAAUAAGCUUACAUUAAUUAGAU